CUCGUAUCUCCACGACUCCACUGCCGACGGACUGGACGAUUCACCAUAGUUCUGAUUAGAUGUGGUUAAAAAUCCACCAGACAUGUAGCUGCAUCGUUCAUGAUGUCUUCCGAGCGUUCGUGCCCCAACCUCAUGAACGUAUACCAAUUUCCAAUGUCCAUAUCCUAUACCUGUUAUUCCCCUUCGUGCCACUAAUUUACAUGGGAUACCUUGCGAGACGGCCCGACACGUUUACCUCACGUCUUUUACUCCUCCCGUUGGUGGUCGCAGUUGCCGUCGGGACUUACUUUCGUUUCGUGUGGACAGAGCCACGUCUCAACAUCUACAACUGGGGCCAGUGUCUAAUCGCAGAAAUCAUGGGCGCCAAAGCAAUAAGUUUUGCAUGCAACAAAGAGGGAAUGCUCAAGGUCGAUGAGGUUCGGCCGGGUGUCGCAAGAAAUUCUGACGCUAUCAAAGCUAAUGGUGAUGCGCAUGCAAAACCAGUCCGGUCAGAACUAGUUGGCUCUGCGCUUGCUUGGCUAUAUGAUGCUUUGGAAGUAAUUCUCUCCUACCGGGGCCUGGGUUGGAAAUUUGGUGUCGGGGUUCAUGUACCUCAUGAUGAGAGGUCUCUCGAACGGAAUUCAUUCCUGUUUGCGACAUUGACAUCAUUUCUUAAAAACUACCUGAUCUUCGACCUCUUCGAGUCUUUCGUCAAGCUAGUACCUGACGUUGGAACUCCCCACGGCGGCACCAUUUUCAAGGCGGAACUACCCUUCCUUUAUAGAUACGCGCUUUCUACAGCCAUUCACAUUUCAACUGGCUCUUGCAUUUUGGCAGGCUUCGAACUCUCUUACGACUUCAUCACGAUCUUUGCGGUUUUAUUCUUGGGAAGCUCUCCGUCGGCGUGGCCUCCUGUGAUGGACCACCCUUGGCAGGCUGACUCCCUUCAUAGUUUUUGGGCCAAGCGUUGGCACCAAAUUUUUCGACAAACCUUCUUUGUCUUUGGAGGAUUCCUUGGCAGGAUUCUCGCAGGAAACAUGGGCAUGCUAUUCGGAACAUUUAUCGGGUCUGGAUUAUACCACGAAUUCGCUGCAUAUGCACUUGGGAGAGGUUUUGAUAUCAUCGUUCCCAUGUUUUUCGCGCUGCAAGCUCCUCUGCUGCUUUGUGAAAGGGUUUGGUGCAAGUACACAGGAUGCCGCGUCGGUGGAUUAUACGGGAGGUUAUGGGUCUAUUUUUGCAUCAUCAUACUCGGGCAACCUUUGUCGGAUUCUUGGUAUCGGAGAGGUCUCGGUGGUGGGCUCAUGAUUCCUCCUUCAUUAAGUCCUACUCGCCAGUUUAUUAUACCAUCUAUUCGCCAUUCCCUUAAUGGCACAGGCACCGAUAUCCUAGAACUCUUCGUUGGAUCUACGUAGUUGAUACUGCAUUUUGCUAUCGCGAUGCUGUGAUUAUUGAUAGAUAUUGGUUGGUCUUGCAAGUGCACUCGACGAAAGAAUAUCACCACAUUGAGUCCUAG
This is a messenger RNA of Suillus paluster, 1492 nucleotides long. RefSeq lists its product as uncharacterized. The transcript has 4 exons. Bases 60 to 1391 code for a protein of 443 amino acids. Gene Ontology annotation, biological process: lipid metabolic process. The record is from RefSeq and is a predicted model, not a curated record. Lineage: Eukaryota; Fungi; Basidiomycota; Agaricomycetes; Boletales; Suillaceae.